This is a messenger RNA of Lathyrus oleraceus (garden pea), 1791 nucleotides long. RefSeq lists its product as uncharacterized. The record is from RefSeq and is a predicted model, not a curated record. The coding region runs from base 1 to 1791 and encodes 596 amino acids. NCBI's taxonomy places the organism in Eukaryota, Viridiplantae, Streptophyta, Magnoliopsida, Fabales, Fabaceae. Gene Ontology annotation, cellular component: membrane; Golgi apparatus. The transcript has 5 exons. Gene Ontology annotation, biological process: transport.
AUGAGGCAGAGGAGAUGGAUUAAACUUCUGAAGGAUUAUGAUUUUGGUUUGAGUUACCAUCAUGUUAAAGCCAAUGUCGUAGUUGGUGAUUUGAGUAGAAAGUUAUUUUGCAUGUCAAUGCUUAUGGUUCGAGAAUUGGAGUUAAUCGAGCAAUUCAGAGACUUGAGUCUGUUUUGUGAAAGGACUCAAAAUAGUGUGAAGUUGGGUAUGUUAAAGCUGACCGGUGGUAUUCUCGAAGAAAUCAAAGAGGGUCAGAAAUCAUAUUUUGGAUUGAUUCAAAAAUCAUAUUUCAUAAUAGAUGAGAAUGGUGUUAUGAGUUUCAGUGGCAGAGUUUGUGUACUUGAUAUGCCAGAACUUAAGAAGAGUAUUCUUGAAGAAGGUCACAGAAGUAGUUUGAGUAUUCAUCUUGGUACUGCAAAAAUAGUGUUGAACUUGAUCUAUUAUGCACUCUUUCUUACCAUUCUUGUAAACGUCAAUGCUUCAAUUCAUCACUACAACAACGAACCCUUCACUCACCGUUCCAACGCUUUCUUCUUCCACGCCGGAACAGAAGCUAUCUUCUCCUCUUCUUCGUCUUUCAUCAGGUUCGAAACAGUGUCGUUCAACAGACCCAGAGAAUCUGCUAUCUCCUAUGGCCAAAUGCAAACCCAUACUGGUCUUGUUGAAGCAAUUAUUCUUGAAGUUAAAGACAGAAACAGAAUCGGUGGGUUCUAUUUUAAUCCCAAGUCUGAUUUAAUUUGUUGUACCCCUGAUCUUGCUAAAGAAUAUAACUGUAAUGUUGGUGAAGUUAUCAUUCAUAAUAAUCCUGAUAAUCCUGACUUUCCCAAACGGAUCAAAACCUUCUUCCGAGGAAUCAGUGAAGUUGCUCAUAUGGAUCUUCAAACUGUUGAAAUCAAUGCUACUGGGAUGUAUUAUCUUUACUUCAUGUUUUGUGAUCCUAACCUGAAAGGGACUACUGUUACAGGAAAAACUGUAUGGAGAAAUCCUAAUGGUUAUCUUCCUGGUAAAAUGGCACCUCUUAUGACCCUUUACGGUUUCAUGUCUUUGGCUUAUCUGUUACUUGGUCUUCUAUGGUUUUUGAGGUUUCUUCAGUUUUGGAAAGAGAAGGAUAUUAUUCAUGUUCACCUUCACUACCACAUUACUGCUGUUAUUGCUCUUGGAAUGUGUGAGAUGGCUUUAUGGUAUUUUGAGUAUGCCAAUUUCAAUGUUACUGGUAGUAGGCCUAUGGGAAUUACCAUAUGGGCGGUUACUUUCACCUCUGUUAAGAAGACACUUUCGAGGCUGCUUCUGCUUGUUGUAUCUAUGGGAUAUGGUGUUGUUCGUGCUACACUUGGCGCGCAAGGGGUUGCCCAUAGAGUUGUGCUUCUUGAGGUGAUGUACUUUGUUGCAUGUGAAACGUUUGAGCUUGUUGAGCAUUUGGGGAACAUCAAUGACUUCUCUGGGAAAUCUAAGUUGCUGUUGGUACUCCCUGUUGUUUGCCUUGACUCAUGCUUCAUUCUAUGGAUCUUCUCUUCCUUGUCUAAAACCUUGGAGAAACUGCAGACAAGGAGAAACUUAGCUAAGCUGGAGAUCUACAGAAAAUUUACAAAUACCCUGGCAGUGUCUGUGCUACUGUCCAUUGCAUGGAUUGGCUUUGAGCUGUACUUCAAUGCAACUGAUCCUCUAAGUGAGCUGUGGCAAAUUGCUUGGAUUAUUCCCGCCUUUUGGUCCCUGCUUUCAUAUACUCUCUUGCUGGUGAUAUGUGUACUUUGGGCUCCUUCUCGUAACCCUACUAGGUACGUCCUUUCAUGA